UUGGGGGGGGAUCCUGGCUAUGCUGGAUCCAAUCCAUCUUCUGCCAGCAGGGGGUGCUGUAGGGGCUGGCACAGAUGCUCUGACUGGGGGUGGAUCCUGGCUAUGCUGGAUCCAAUCCACCCUCUGCCAGCAGGGGGCACUGCAGGGGCUGGCAUAGAUGCUCUGGCUGGGGUGGAUCCUGGCUAUGCUGAAUCCAAUCCACCCUCUGCCAGCAGGGGGCGCUGUGCCCCCAGUAACUCCAGUCCCAGCUUGUCCCCUGUGUCAGCUGGAAACCCAGCCCCAUGGGUCAAGCUGUACCAGAGCUGCCUGGCCUGGCCUGCCCCUUUCUGUGGCAGAGCAGCCUCACGGCAGCCGGGACAGCAAUCCCGCCAAGCCGUGCCGAGCUGGAACAGUGUUUCCUCUCUGCAGCAGGGGACGGACCCGACGGAGAAGACCACCCCAAGGGGCAGCAGCAGAAAUGUGCGUGGUGCAGGACAGAGGAGGAUCUGCCAGAAGCGAAGCCGGAGCUUGUGCUAGGGACGGGCGGGAAACCAACCUCCUACAGGUUUCACCUCCCUGGGGCAGGCUCCUUCCGUUGCUCAGAAACCGAACUGGGGUUCGUGGUGAGGGCUGCUGUGACCGUCCAGUACGGCUACGACUCCUGGGCUCGGCGGCUGGGCGCCUCUGAGAGGCAGCAGUGGAUGGUGGCCGGCCCGUUGUUCAGCAUCCGGGCGGAACCGGCCGGGGCCGUGGCUGCCGUGCAGAGGGGGGCGGCGGACGAGAGGAGCCGAGCAGCUGUUCUGUCGCAGCUGCAGGUCGCUCACAUUGCUGACGGGGGGCUGACCCUGGAGGAGCCGGCCCAGGUGAGGCCGUUCCACGCCGUGCUGGAGAACCCCAGCUUCUCCUUCGUGGGGGUGCUCUGGAGACCCCUCUGCGCCAUCUUCCCCUUCAUACCCAUCCACUCCGUGGGGCUCAUCUACCGGGUGCUCCAGGCUGCUGACAUCACCCUCCACCUCUACCUGAUCCCCAACGACCGCUCGCUCAUACAGGCCGUGGAUGACGAGGAGAGAAAGCACCGGUCCAUACAGGUGCUGAAGCCCCCUCAGACAAAGCCCCUCUACUUCGGCUCCCAUUACACCGUGUCCAGUUCCUUGGACUUAGAGGUGACCCCUGAGCCUGGUCUCCAGAUCUCUCUCAAGGACUUCGAGAGGUUGACUUAG
Pelodiscus sinensis (Chinese soft-shelled turtle) is the source of this 1199-nucleotide messenger RNA. The record is from RefSeq and is a predicted model, not a curated record. NCBI's taxonomy places the organism in Eukaryota, Metazoa, Chordata, Testudines, Trionychidae.